CACAAGAUGAAAAGUUCUAUAUUUAGUAAACAAUCCAAUGAAUUACAAAACAAAGACGUUUAGUUUGCGCAGUAAAUUUUGUACAUAUCUGUAAUGGCUGGAGAUAUGUUAAGUAAAAUUGCUCCCCCAGGGAGAACUGGUCAUGUCUCUGUUGCCUAUGAAAAAUGUAUGUUCGUGUGGGGAGGUUUUAGGGAAAAUCCAGGUGCUGCAGCAAAUACAUAUUUUUGUGGGUCUGAAUUAUGGAUCUACAGUUUUAUUACCGAACGAUGGUAUUUAAAAGAUAUCUCAACAGCUUAUCCUCCAGGAAUGUCUGGGUCUACUGCUGUAAUAAUCAAAGACCAUUUAUAUGUGUUUGGAGGCUAUGGCUACAGUGGUCAAGGAUGUGUAAAUUCUCUACACAGGCUCAAUCUUGAAAAUUUUUCCUGGGAGAGUUUAAAGCCCACAGGCAAUCCACCUUCACCAGUUGACAAAAUGGUUGGUUGGGCCUACAAAAAUCAGUUUUAUAUUUUUGGUGGCUUUGGAAAUCCAGACAGUGUAACAGCAUAUGAUUUCCAAUUUGUGUUUUAUCACCUACUUUGGAGAGGUUGGACAAAUCAGUUUUUUCAAUAUGACCCGGAAAAAAAUGUUUGGAAAAUACCUAAAAGUACAGGUCCCUUACCAAGUGCUAGAGCUGCCCAUGCUGCUGCUGUGCUGAAAUCAAAAGUGUAUAUAUUUGGUGGACGACAUGACAGAUUCCGGCUAAAUGAUUUACAUUGCUUGGACAUGGAGGAAAUGAGCUGGAGUGGAGAAUUUGAUAUCAAAGGCCCAAUUCCUGAAGGAAGAUCAUGGCACAGCUUUACUGGACUUAAUGAGAAGUGUUUGAUAUUAUAUGGUGGAUUCAGUCAGACCAAUGUUCCUUUAAGUGAUUGUUGGAUGUUUGACACAGUUGCAGUAUUAUGGCAGCAAGUUGAAUUACCUUAUGAGAAACCUCGAUUAUGGCAUUCAGCAUGCUUAAAUACAUUUGGUGAAGUAGUAAUCUAUGGUGGCUGUACUUCAAAUAUUUUAGACCUUGAAAGAACUCCACAACAAACAAGUGAUAUUUUUGCUAUCCGAUUAACCCCAAAAACAUUGUAUCGGUUAUGUGUUGAUAAAGCUUUAAGUUUGCCUGAGUUAAAACCUCUGUUGUCUUCUCUUCCACAAAAUAUUCAAAAUAUAAUCCAAGUUUUGAGUACUGAUCCAAGAAGUAAUUUAGAAGGCUCUUGAAAAGAGUUGAACGUGAUUAAUCUUCAAAGAAAUUAUGCGCUUUACAUUUUUGUAAUGUUGUUUUGUAAUUCAUUCAUCAACAUGACAUUGUUGGCAUAGUAGGAAGAAACUGUUAAUUGAAUUAAAAUAUUUUUGAAAAAAAAUGGAACCAACUUCAAAACUGCACCUAGAAAUUGCUCUAAAAAGUAAAAAAAUAUUUUGAUCUUUGCACACCAUCUAUAACACUUUUGUAAUUGGCACAAAAACAAAAUGUGAAAUCAUGUGUAACCAUACUUUGUUCAUACUUUAAAAAACCACUCAAAAUUGGCUACAAAACAUGUAUGCAGUUUCACAAAUAUGCUAUCAUCAAUGUAUAUUGUAUGUGAGUGGUACAGCAAAUUUCCUUGGUCGUUUACAUUUACAGUUGAUUGAAUUAUUUCAACGAAUUAUUUUAUCUAUCCUUUUUCCUCCAACUUCAAAAAACAUGUUUAAAUGUAUUGUUCAUGGUGUUCAAAGAAUAAGAUAAUUGUUGAAUUUUUAAUGCAGUUUGAAAGUCGGUUCUAUUUUGUAACAAAAAUAUUUUUAUUUCAUUAUUUUUAGUGCAGAUGCCUUACAGAAAUAGUACGAUGUUACCAUCACAAAACUUCUUUUUUUCAUAUACAUUCGAACUUCGUUAAUGCAACCAUGGUUAAUACAAAAUUAUGGCUAAAACUAACAUUUUGUUUAUUAAGUUUGGUUUACUAUUGAAUCACAUUAAAAAUUCCACGGAUAUUAUGUGCAACAAAAAGAAAAUUUCGGUUAAGACGAGCAAAACUUCUGACCUCUCCACGGAAAAAUUUCCGGAUUGAAUACUUUUUUUUUUUUUUCUGAUACUUUGUGUCAUUGCAGAAAGCUCACCAUGCAUUUCUAAUCCUUUGAAUAGUGUCUUACCCAUUUUUAGUUAUCAAGUGGUUACAGCUAUUCUACCUUUUCUACCCUAUGGCACUGAGAAUUUUAACUGACAAUGACUGGGGUCAAUACAGCUUCUUACUUAUUACUUUAUCAUUGUCUCCCCCCCCCCCCAAACCAUUGAGGACAGCAUUAGACUAGGCUAUUGUUACAUCUAAGGCAUUUCUCCCACAAUUGCUAUUCUGAGAAUGAAGGGGUUGAAACUCAUCAGGGAAACUCAUACUGUUGCUGUUUACAUUUACUUAGGAAUAAAACAGUCCAUCUUUUCCUUUCGGUAUUACCACUUGUCCCUCCCCCACCCCCCUUCAUUAUCACCUUUCUUCGAAUAGAUUCAAAGAAUGGAACAAAAAGUAAGGAUACUGUUCUGUAAAAUGUUAUUUGCUUGAAACGAUAUUUUUAACACAAAUGUCUGUGUGAGAAAGUACUAAUUUUUAAAAGCUUCCCUGUUUUUCAAAUGUAACUAUUGUUUUCCAUCCUGUAUAUAUACUGUAUUCAGUUGUAUAUUUAGAGAAUUUUUAUAUGUAUUACUUAAAAGAGAAAUAAAGUAUUUGAAAAAUCCCUUUUCAUACAACAAUAACACAUUAGUUUGUAGAGUCCCUCUCAAGGUGCAGAUUUUGCAUCAUACAUUUCAGUAAAAGUGUUGAUUCACCGCAAUCUGCACCAUGACCCCCCCCCCCCACGUGGUUGCCCGUGUCAGACCUGCCGUAUGAUUUAGCUAGCCUGUGGUCAGUUUAUCCCAGAGUACUCAAACCUAAGCUGGAUAAUUGUCUUGAUUUUAAAAAGAAAAAGGCAAAUCUUGCAAUUUUCUAAUUUUAAAAUCCUGACACUCUGUGAACUACUACGUUGAAGCUUUUUUGGGUUAGAAAGUGCCAAUUUGCCCUUGAAUGAAAGUCCCCUCCCCCCCCCCCCCCCCUCCCUUCCAUUUUUUUUUUUUUUUUUUCUUUUUGCAAAUUAUUUUUUGUUUUAGACUUUCUGUAAAAUAUAAUUUUAUUGAGCCUAUCAUUCUUGUUUUUCUUAUUGUAAAAUGUUGUAAAAUAACUAGAUUAUGAUGUUUAGAACAUAAAUUGUUUUGAAACCUCUUAGCUUUAUGUAAAAAGAAAUUUUAUCCAUGAAUUAAAAAAUUAAAGGGUAUUGGACUUUCAUCUGAUCUUUCAUCAAUCCAAAAACUCCUCAUUUGUAGUUAUAUUAUUAUUCAUUCCAUCAAAGGGGGGGAGGAAAAUUGUAAGGUAUUACAUUAAAUUGCCACUUGAGCCCCAUCUUUCAUAGUAAGUGGGAAUUAAGGCAUAAGACAGUGGCUCCUAUGAAAGUGAACCCCCGUCCACCUCCAAGAGGCAAAAAUCUUGACUUUGAAAAUUGUAUCAAAUAUAAUUUUAUUGAGCCUAUCUUUUUUCUUUUUUUAUUUUCUUAUUGAAAAAUGCUGUGAAAUAACUAGAUUAUGAUGUUUAGAACAUAAACUGUUUUGAAACCUCUUAGUUUUAUAUAAAAAGAAAUUUUAUUCAUGAAAUAAAAUAUUAAAGGUCAUUGGACUUUCAUCGGAUCUUUCAUCAAUCCAAACUCACCAUUCAUAGUUAUAUUAUUAUUUAUUCCAUCAAGUAAAAAUUGUAAGGUAUGGUAGUAAAUUGCCACUUGAGCCCCUCUUUGGUAGUAAGUGGGAAUUAAGGCAUAAAGUGGCUCCUGUGAAAGUGAAACCCCCCAAGAGGCAUUAGUCUUGACUUUGAAAAUUGUGUCAAAUAUAAUUUUACUGCACCUAUAAUUUUUGUUUUUCUUAUUGUAAAAUGCUCUGAAAUAACUAGAGUAUGAUGUUUAGAACAUAAAUUGUUUUGAAACCUCUUAGUUUUAUAUAAAAAGAAAGUUCAUUCAUGAAAGAAAACACUAAAGGGUAUUGGAUUUUCAUUGGAUCUUUCCUCAAUCCCAACUCAUCAUUCAUGGUUAUAUUAUUAUUCAUUCCAUCAAGGGGGAAAAAAAGGAAAAUUGUAAGGUACUGUAGUAAAUUGCCACUUGAGCUCCUCUUUUGUAGUGAGUGGGAAUUAAGGCAUAAGGCAGUGACUCCAAUGAAAGUGAGACACCCCAAGAGGCAAAAGUCUGACUUAGGCCUUAGUUAACAGAUGGCAGCACCAUCUAUCAACAUUUCUGUUAGCUUCAUUCUAUAAAAACAGUUGCAGCGAUAGGUGCAGAACCAAGUCUGAUCCCUAAUCCACUACGCUACCCCACAUCUUAAACAGCUUUGAAUUUCUUUUUAUCACCAUGAUUUUCAGGAGAAAUAUACAAAGUAAAGAAAAAAAAUUAUUCAUUUUCUUGAAUUGGGAAAAAACAAGUUUUAUCAUAUAUUCAACAGCAGCUCAUAUCUAGAAAUGUGUAUAAGCCAAGAAUGAGUUCCACACAGAAUCUUAUAAUCCCUUGAAGAUAGGUAUUUAAAGCUCACUAUCAUAAAAGAUUUAAAUGACUGAUAUUGCCACAUUAAACAAAAGCAAAGUAAGCAACUACAAUUUGUUAAAAGCCAUGAGGAAAUUUCCAUCAUUGAGCUUUGAAUUUACUACAAUUAUUGUUCUACCAGAAAAAAUCCUUGAUUUAAAAUUCUACGACGUUCAAAAUAUGUAAAGGGGGUGGGGGAUCUAUCUCUCUCGUUUUCAUCCAAAUAUUAUUGAAUUCUUGUGAAAAGUUUGCUUAUGAAAAAGAACAAAAUUGAAUUUGUAGCAACUCCAUGCUGCUAACUAAUUUUGCUGGAUUUCAUGAAUUCAUCGAAAAUUUUUAAUCCUAUUUAAAAGUGGAUAAAGAGGCACACUUUCUCGUGUAUUGCUGGUAAAACUUCAAUUAUUUCCAUUUAUAAAUUCAUUUAUUUGCAAAAAUCUAAGAUUUUACUGUGGCAAUUUUACACAUGUUUGGCUCACAAUUACCUCAUAUAUCAUAUUGCGUGAUAAGGAGCUUUUUAUUUCUUUCUUUCAAUUUUUCCCCUGUGUUUAUUGUUGUUUUCAAUAUUUCAACAUUUAUGAGAGAAAAUACCUAGUUUAUUCAAAAAAUUAAUUGUUGAUUGGUUAUAUCUUACAUUUUGUUCCAAUUACUUUCUAAUGUUCUUUACUUUGCUAUUAUGUGUUCUACUUUUCUUGCUGCAACAGUCAUGAAUAGCAUUGGAUAGUUAUGUGAUAUGUUUAAAUUUUGUAAGAUUUUAUAAUUUUUCAGACACUUGUGUGUUGUCAUUGAUAAAAAAGGACUUAAUAAAAUGA
Uloborus diversus is the source of this 5390-nucleotide messenger RNA. RefSeq names its product kelch domain-containing protein 2-like. The record is from RefSeq and is a predicted model, not a curated record. Bases 94 to 1242 code for a protein of 382 amino acids. Lineage: Eukaryota; Metazoa; Arthropoda; Arachnida; Araneae; Uloboridae. The transcript has 10 exons. Gene Ontology annotation, molecular function: protein binding.